CCUCAAGUACCUUAUCCGUGGGGAAUGGGCAGAAAAAGCUAAGAGCUCAUAAGAUUGCAAUAUGUUAGGCGGUGUUUCAGUGACCCACCCAGCAAGCACCGUUUUAUUCUCUUGGACAUCAAACCAAAAAUGUGGAAAUGGGUUAUGUAAUAAGGUAAGUAAACCAAGGGCAAUAUCAAUGUCUCUCGGAAACGGAAAUAAUAAGAAGGGUGUUGGAGCAGCUGAAAGGCUCUAUCUCGGGUUGGACUUUGGCACAUCUGGUGCCAGGUUUGCCAUUAUUGACAAGGUUGGGACUAUCCAAGCUGAGGCCAAGAGAGAGUAUCCUCUGUACUCGAGUGGAGAGUCACGUGACUGGGUGCGCUCAUGGAAGGAGACACUUUUUUCGCUGCUUGAAGAUGUUCCUCGUGACCUUCGCAAACACAUUGUGUCCAUUUCUAUUGAUGGGACUUCUGCAACUACAAUCAUUGUUGAUAGUGACACAGGAGAACCGUUGUGGAGACCUUUUCUUUACAAUGAGAGUUGUCCUGAUGCACUACCAAUGGUAAAAUCUAUUGCUCCUCCAAACCAUACUGUUUGCUCAGGUUCUUCAACUCUCUGUAAGCUCGUCUCAUGGUGGAAUUAUGUUGGUUCAAACAAAAAAUCUGCUCUGUUGUUGCACCAAGCCGAUUGGCUUUUGUGGCUUCUUCAUGGAAAGCUUGGAAUUUCAGAUUAUAAUAAUGCUCUGAAGGUUGGCUAUGAUCCUGAACUGGAAUCAUAUCCAUCAUGGCUAGUCUGUCAACCAUAUUCUCAUCUUUUACCUUCAGUUGUUGCUCCGGGAACUCCAAUUGCUUGUUUAAAGGAGGAAAUUAGAAAUAAAUUUGGUUUUCAAAAGGAUUGUGUUGUAUGCACUGGAACCACUGACAGUAUAGCUGCAUUUCUUGCGGCUCGUGCUACUCAACCUGGGAAAGCUGUCACUUCAUUGGGUUCAACGCUUGCUAUUAAACUAUUAAGCAACACAAGAAUUGACGAUUCUCAGUUUGGGGUGUAUAGUCAUCGCCUUGAUGAUAAGUGGCUUGUUGGUGGUGCUUCAAACAGUGGUGGAGCUGUUCUUAGACAGCUGUUCUCAGAUGAUCAAUUAGAGAAACUGAGUGAACAAAUCAAUCCCUCACAAACUUCUCUUCUGGACUACUAUCCUCUGCCAAGAGCUGGUGAAAGAUUCCCAGUAGCGGAUCCAAAUUUGGCUCCAAGGCUACUUCCACGUCCAGAAAAUGAUGUUGAGUUCUUGCAUGGGAUUUUAGAAUCCAUUGCGCGUAUAGAGGCAAAGGCAUAUGGGUUGCUAAAGGAGCUAGGAGCUACCCAGGUAGACGAAGUUUUCACAGCAGGUGGAGGAGCCAAAAAUGAUAAGUGGACAAAGAUACGAGAGAGGGUCCUUGGUUUGCCUGUUAGUCGUGCAAAUCAAACAGAGGCUGCCUACGGAGCUGCAUUGUUGGCAGUAAAGGGUGAUCAACAAAAUCACCACCAUCUGUUUGGUUAAGGUGACAGACACUAUCUCAUCUUUGCGAUGGUGAGUUUGAAGAGUAAUUUGUCAUUCAUAAAGAGGGUGGAAGAAUGUUUCAAAUGGUGUUACAUUCCCGAAUUUCGAAUCCAAAUCAUAUGAACAUGCCACUUAACAUGCCUUUGAAGUGUUGGUCUAUAUUUGAAAGACAAAAUGAACCUAACGCAAACCAGUUUUUGUUUCGUUUGCGAUGGACCAGCCGGAUUAUGUUAGAUUGAUUUGUUGCAUAAAGCCGUAAACACUUGGAUUAUGAUUGGAUAGAUGGAGGUGGAGUGCAGUGAUUAGUAAUGUAGUGGAAUGGUUAAAAGAGCGAAGUCCCUUGCUUGGCAGUGUUUAAGGAUAGCUCAUCUGAUCUAAUAUUUAAUAGGGAGAUAGAUUAUUUGACUCUAAUGUUUAAAUCUUAUUUCUCAUAUUGAUUUUCGU
Messenger RNA from Gastrolobium bilobum, 1957 nucleotides. RefSeq names its product D-ribulose kinase. Gene Ontology annotation, cellular component: cytosol. Gene Ontology annotation, biological process: xylulose metabolic process. The transcript has 9 exons. Lineage: Eukaryota; Viridiplantae; Streptophyta; Magnoliopsida; Fabales; Fabaceae. Gene Ontology annotation, molecular function: D-xylulokinase activity. Bases 62 to 1513 code for a protein of 483 amino acids. The record is from RefSeq and is a predicted model, not a curated record.